Messenger RNA from Rhincodon typus (whale shark), 2036 nucleotides. RefSeq names its product FA complementation group I. Gene Ontology annotation, molecular function: DNA polymerase binding. The transcript is spliced from 20 exons. Gene Ontology annotation, biological process: DNA repair. The annotation marks the transcript as partial. NCBI's taxonomy places the organism in Eukaryota, Metazoa, Chordata, Chondrichthyes, Orectolobiformes, Rhincodontidae. The record is from RefSeq and is a predicted model, not a curated record.
GGGAUGGCCAGGUUCUUUGCGCGGGAGGUGUGAUGGCGCUGUUGUGAGCUGCAGUACCGGGGGUCGCGUUUCGUGUUACUUUCAUAUGAGCCAAGAUGGAUCAGAAGAUUUUGGAUUUGGCAGCAGCUGAGGAUGGUCAAGGUUUGCUGCAGCUCCUGCAGCACAUGAAAGAGCAGGAGGUUGGUGCCCUAAUAACACGGUAUGCUUUGAAAGGGAAGGAGACUGGAAUGCUCAUGAGAGCUAUUUUUAAAGGUUCUCCUUGUGUAUCAAAAGAAGGAGUUUGUCUGAGGCUUUUUGUUUACAAACAUUGUAUGCAGUUAGUUGAAUCAGGGGACCUACAAUCAGAUGUGGCAACAGACAUGAUUGGUUUGCUGAUGCUUGAGGCUCAUCAACUCCCUGGAACUGCUUUAGCUGAACUGGCAAGCCUGUAUGUGGAUGCGAUCAAGGGGGGAAGCAUUAUCAAUGGCAAAUCACUGGAUCUUUUUCCUACAAUACUUACUGUUUUGGCCUCCCAAGAAAGCCUCAAUUAUGGUGGCGGUCAUUUGAAUGGAGAAGAAUACAAGAAGCAACUAAUCAACACACUAUGUUCCAGCAGAUGGGAUCCAAAAUGUGUCAUUCACCUCACAUCAAUGUUUAGGGAUGUACCACUGAGUAUAGAGGAACUUCAGUUUGUUAUGAUGAAAGUGCUGAGAAUGUUCCCCAAGUUGGAACUGCAGGAACUGCCUCCACUUGUCUAUCAGUUACUUCUUCUCUCCGCUAAAGGUUGUAAGAAAACUCUUUUAGAAGGGAUCGUAACAUUCUUCCAUCAACAGGAUCAGUUGCAGAAAGAAGAACAGACAGGAACUGAGUCCAUGGAGUUGGAGGCUGUAACAGUGCCACAGGACCAGCUUUAUCACGUAGAAGGAACAGUCAUUCUUCACAUCGUGUUUGCUAUCAAAUUAGACCACGAUCUGGGCCGUGAACUCAUCAAAUAUCUAAAGGCUGGUCAACAAGGAGAUACCGGCCGGGUUCUCUGCUCUUUUAACAUUGCAUUGAUGCUGUCUGUAGCUAGGAUACAUCGAUUUGAGGAGCAGUUGUUUGACUUCCUGAAAACUGCAAUUAUAAAAAGUUUUAAAGAUGGACAGUUUCAGCAAAAUUCAAAAUUCCUCCAGGAUUUGAUCCCUGCUCAGUGCAAUGUGUCUGAAAUGAUUUUGGAGACCGUGUCAAACAGUGUUUUUGGGUGGGACCAUGUUACCCAAUCUCUGGUGCAGUUAGGAUUUAUAUUCAUGGAUUCUUUUGGACCAAAGACAGGUCCAUUUGGAAAAGUUGCUGAGACUAACCCACAUGCAGCAAAAACUCCAUCUCAACAGACUUGCAGACUGGGAGCCAAAAUCCUCCUUGAAACAUUCAAAGUACAUGAGCCGAUUAGGAGUGAAAUCCUCGAGCAAGUUCUGAAUAGGGUGGUGACAAAGAGCACGUCACCUAUCAAUCACUACAUUGACUUGCUUUCUGAUAUUGUAAUCUCUGCACCUCUCAUUCUCCUGGAUUCUUCCUCCAAGGUGAUAGAGGCAUUUGACCACUUGUCCUACUUACCCCUUAGCACAGUCCAGGGGCUACUAAAGGCAGUGCAGCCUCUGCUGAAAGUCAGUAUGUCCAUGAAGGAUUCGUUAAUUCUGGUCCUGCGGAAAGCCAUGUUUUCCAGCCACUUGGACUCCCGAAAGUCAGCAGUGGCUGGCUUUCUGCUGUUGCUGAAGAACUUUAAAGUGUUGGGAAGUCUGGCUUCCAGUCAGUGCACUCAAGCUCUCACGGCCAGUCAGGUGCAAGUGGAUGUGCAUAUGCGUUAUAACGCCUCUGCUAAUGAAGCACUUUGCUUGGAGAUCUUAGGCAGCCUGAGGCGCUGUCUGAGCCAGCAAGUUGAUGUUAGGCUCAUGCUCUAUGAGGGCUUGUUUGAUGUUCUGCGUCGAAAUUCACAGCUGGCAUAUACCAUCUUACAAACACUACUUUCACAGCUAAAACGAUAUUAUGAAGUGGAGGAGGACUUACUGCCACCUCUCAAG